CGGAGUUUCAGAGAAACGUUGAAUUCGGAGAUUUCGAUAUUUUAUUAGUUAGUCAUUUGUAAUCCCAGCUUACCUUUGCGGUUCCAUCAUCGUUUGUUAUCUCUAAGAGAGAUCUUCGAAAAUACAUAAAUGAUGCUAUUUAUUGAACUAAUAAACUCAAGGUAAACCAAAUUUGACACGAUUCUAUCGAAUGAAUACGCAAUAUUUCUAAGUACCCUUAUUUAGAUAGGAGUGCAAUUUCGCUUAAAAACAGAUGGAAAUAGGAAUUACGACAUGGAUUAAAGACUCUCAGUUGUAAGAUAAGAUAAGACAAUACCGAUGUUUUAAAACAAUCUGAAGAGAUAACAUCUCAUUUCUGUGCAACUACAGCAGUGGAAUUAGUGGUAUAUUGUACAGCUUGCAGUAAAUGCUACAGAUUAUUCAGACUGAAGCCCCGCAAUGACCUCUUGGUGCUUCCUUUUCCUCGCAAUAAUAUUGCACUCAUGUGCAGCUCAAAGACUUCCGACUGUGGCCUAUCCAUCCGCGUACAAGGUGUCUCUAGUGAUUCCAGAGAGUUCGUUCACAGAAAAAGGAGAUAGUUUCACUGGAAAAGUAGAGAUUGUGCUUUCACUUGAAGAGGCUAGCUACUCGAUAGAGUUGCAUGCUGGACGUGAUUAUUUGUCGAUCGUCACACUGCAGGUGAUACAUGACGGGACGGCUUUACAUACAACUUUUACAGUGGAUGAAAAUGAUGUUUUGACUAUAAGUGCGACACAACAACUACUAGCACAUACCGACUAUAAGCUCGUGGUAACUUACGAUGGUCGUCUCAGUACCACAGAUAUGAACGGAAUCUACAAAAGCAGUUACGAAGACGGAACAGGAGCUAAGAAGUACCUGGUAACCACCCAGUUCGAAUCCAUCUACGCCAGAAGGACAUUUCCCUGCUUUGAUGAACCGUCCUUCAAGGCUACGUUUACAAUAGAUAUUACUGUGCCACAAAAAUUGAACGCAAUGUCUAAUACUCUAUUCACCACGUCACUUUUACCCGAUGGGACUACCCACUACCAGUUUGAAACAACCCCAAAAAUGUCAACGUACCUGAUAGCAUUCGUGAUAUCCGAGUUCACUUGUUCAGCAUGGAACAUGCCAGAAGUCAACUCCGUGAACAAAGUUUGCUCUAGGGCCCAGAAAGAAGACACCAGAAGGUGGGCCGUUGAAGUAUCACCAAAACUUUUGAGCAGCUUGAACGCCUAUACUGGUAUUCCAUAUACUAGUUCUAUGAAGAAAGUGGAUCAAGUCGCCAUUCCGGAUUUCAGAUCGGGCGCUAUGGAAAACUGGGGACUGAUUACGUACAGAGAGGCCCAGUUUCUGUUCGAUCCUUCAGAAGACACGGUUACUACUAAACAGUCUGCAACAUGUACAAUAACACACGAACUCUCCCACUCCUGGUUUGGAAACUUGGUCACAAUGGCUUGGUAUUCAGUGACUUUUCUCAAUGAAGGAUUCGCUACAUAUUUCGAAACUUUUAUAACUAACGAGGUUUUUCCUGAUUGGGAACUUGAUAAACAAUUUGUAGUGGCUACAUUACAGUCAGCUUUAGCUACAGAUGAUCUACAAAGUAUCCAAGCUCUACAAUCAGAGGUCAUAACUCCUGCUCAAAUUGACGCCAAGUUUAAAGCAGACACUAGUUAUGGAAAAGGUGGCAGUAUUUUGCGUAUGGUCGAACACUUCAUGGGUUCUGAGCAGUUCAAAUCAGGAAUUCAAAAAUAUUUGAUGCUCAAUCAGUACAGUAACGUCGAACCUUCAAACCUGUGGGCUGCCUUGUCGAUAAAUGUAGAUAAUACAGUGUCAAAUCUGCCACAAAGCUUAGCAAAUGUCAUGGAAAAUUGGAUAACAAAAGCUGGAUAUCCUCUGAUCACUGUUACUAAGACCAGCAAUAAUGUGAUAGAGUUGAAGCAGGAGCGUUUCUUAUUCUCUGGCUCGGAUACAACAACAAAGUGGUACGUUCCUGUAACUUACACAACGUCCGUGGACGAAAACAAGUUCCAAAAGACAUCUACUCAACUAUGGAUGCAACCAGACAAAGACGCACAAAUUCAGCUGCCUGAAGGAGCAUCUUGGAUAAUUUUGAAUAACCAACAAACAGGAUUUUAUCGAGUGAACUACGAUGACACUUUGUGGGCUGAAAUUGAAAAGGCAUUGAAAAGUGACUCAUUCGAUGACAUAGGGGAAUUGAACAGAGCUCAAAUAGUGGAUGACUUGUUCAGUUUGGCCAAAGCAAAUAAAAUACCAUACAGUAAAGCACUGAAAGUUAUCAAAUUCAUCAGUAACGAUGUGUCCUAUUAUACGUGGUUCUCUGCAAACAGAGGAUUCAACUUCUUGCUUGACAAAAUUGGAUUUGAGUCUGAUUUGGGUAGAGCUAUCAAGGAUGACGUAUUGCAGCAGUUGGAAAAGGUGUACCAAUCCGUGCCACCUUCAACGAUUGACGAUACAAAUCACCUAUACACCUUAAAGCAAACGCUGGUUGUAGCUCUAGCUUGUAGAUUAGGGCAUCCUGAGUGCAUCGAGAUGACCAAAAAUCAUUUCACUGCGUAUAAAAACCAAGGAACUAAGUAAGCAAUGAGCGUAAUACCACAGAAUAAGUAGAGCAGAAGCUACGAAAGAGGUUGCGUCUGCGCUUCUACGAGCCCA
This is a messenger RNA of Acanthoscelides obtectus, 2673 nucleotides long. Lineage: Eukaryota; Metazoa; Arthropoda; Insecta; Coleoptera; Chrysomelidae. The record is from the annotation of a GenBank genome assembly.